Trachemys scripta elegans is the source of this 3510-nucleotide messenger RNA. RefSeq names its product HtrA serine peptidase 3 (gene HTRA3). The record is from RefSeq and is a predicted model, not a curated record. Bases 663 to 2063 code for a protein of 466 amino acids. Gene Ontology annotation, molecular function: serine-type endopeptidase activity; protein binding. The transcript has 9 exons. Gene Ontology annotation, cellular component: extracellular region. Lineage: Eukaryota; Metazoa; Chordata; Testudines; Emydidae. Gene Ontology annotation, biological process: proteolysis.
GAGUAGGUGGGGCCUGAGACUGCUGGCUGAAGCUGAGGUCUGUGCAGCUGGUCCUGCCUGUGUUGCUGCUGACAGGGACGCCUGAGAGGCAGCUGCAGCAGCAGCCACAUCCCGCAUAUAACUGUCCUGCUUAACUUGCUUCUGUCUUCACUGCCUCUUGCAACUCUUCCUCCUGCAGCGCUCCCGAUAACUCCUGCACAGCCACUGCAGACCUGGGGAGAGAGAGGCCGGGUGUGGAGGCUUUCUGAGGAUUAAAUCAGCUUUCGGAAUCACAGCCCUGCAAGCUAGUCCCGAAGAGCAGCUGAGCUGUUGCAAGUUUACUCUACGCGAAUGGACUUGACCCAGCCUUUACUUAGUGGCUUCAUGUUUUAACCUCUUCCCAGCCUCUAUUUUCUUUCUGCCUACUGCUCCCUCCUGUAUUGUGGAGAGCCCCAUAACAUUAGCAGGGGUCACAGGCAUUAGAGUCACAGGCUGGGGGCUGUUAAGGAAGAUUAACCCUUUCCUUUUCUUGUGUGUGUGCAAAGCCUGACUUUCCCUUUUCUAUUAUUCCCUCAUUGCAUUUUAAUUGCACAUUUUGCCUGUUGUUACCCCCACCCCCACCCCUUGUUAUUCCCCUGGAUUUGCACAUUUUCCUCUCCCUGAUUAAAGAGGUGUCACGGGUGAUGACGGUUUUUCUGUUGCGAGUUUUCUUCCUGCUGGUGCUAAGUUCUAGCCGGACCUUUGCAGAGCCCUUUGUGGCCAAUGGCAAGUGUCCAGCUCGUUGCGAUGUCUCCAAGUGCCCAAGCCCCAGCUGCCCAAGCGGCUACGUCCCCGAUCGUUGCAACUGCUGCCUCAUCUGUGCUGCGGGAGAAGGUGAUUCCUGUGGCCGCAAGGAAGACCCACCAUGCGGGGACAGCAUGGAUUGCAAGCACCCCAUGGGCAAACGCUUCGGUAAAGGGGUAUGCCAGUGCAAGCUCAGCUACCAGGUGUGCGGCAGCGAUGGCAGGACCUAUGACAAUGUGUGUCAGCUGAAGGCGGUGAGCCGUAAGGCUUUGCAACAGGGGUUGCCAGCUGUCAUCCAGAUCCAGAAAGGCGCCUGUGAAUCGGGUCACCAACAGCCCAACAGCCCAAGAUACAAGUUUAACUUCAUUGCAGAUGUGGUGGAAAAGAUUGCACCUGCAGUUGUACACAUUGAACUUUUCCUGAGACAUCCUCUCUUUGGCCGAAAUGUCCCCUUGUCCAGUGGAUCUGGGUUUAUAAUGUCAGACUCGGGUUUAAUUGUAACCAAUGCCCACGUGGUGUCAAGCAGCAAUGCUAUAUCAGGGCGACAACAGUUAAAAGUGCAGCUACAGAAUGGAGAUACCUAUGAAGCAACAAUCAAAGACAUUGACAAGAAGUCUGAUAUAGCAACAAUAAAGAUUCAUCCUAAAAAAAAACUGCCCGUAUUAUUACUGGGCCACUCAGCUGAUCUGCGUCCUGGGGAGUUUGUCGUGGCUAUUGGGAGCCCUUUUGCCUUGCAGAACACUGUGACAACAGGUAUUGUCAGCACUGCUCAGCGAGAUGGAAAGGAGCUAGGCCUGAGGGACUCGGAUAUGGAUUACAUUCAGACAGAUGCCAUUAUCAAUUAUGGAAACUCAGGAGGACCUCUGGUUAAUUUGGAUGGUGAAGUGAUUGGAAUAAACACUUUAAAGGUUACUGCUGGAAUUUCCUUUGCUAUUCCUUCCGAUCGCAUCUCUCAGUUCCUCACAGAGUCACAUGACAAACAAAAUAAAGAUGGGAAAAAACGCUUCAUUGGCAUAAGGAUGCUGACAAUAACACCCAUUCUUGUGGAAGAACUAAAACUCAAUAAUCCUGACUUUCCUGAUGUCAGCAGUGGAAUUUAUGUACACGAAGUUGUCCCAAAUUCACCUUCUCAGAGAGGUGGCAUCAAAGACGGAGACAUCAUUGUCAAAGUAAAUGGACGCCCUUUGAUGACCUCCAGUGACCUGCAAGAGGCUGUGAUGAAUGAGUCACCUCUACUACUUGAAGUUCGAAGGGGAAAUGAUGACUUGCUAUUUAACAUAGAGCCUGAAGUUGUCAUGUAAAUCGAACUGAGGAAGCUCACACCAUAACUAAACUCACUUAUUCUGAAACAUCAGAUACCUCCUUUACAGCUGCAGUGAUUAUACUUCCUGUUGACUAAUGACAAGGUGGACUAACUUGAUUGCCUGAGCCAUGUCUGUACAUAGUAGUUAAAUUUAAUUAGGUUACAAAAUGAAAACAAACGUGAUUUUACCUUCAAAGUAAUUUCGUUAAAAAAUAUUUUGAGGAUAACAAUAAACAACCCCACAAUGUGUGUAAAUUGGGCACAUUAAUUAUAUGUCUGCCAUUGCAGGGGCCUCGGGCACUGGUGCACUUCGGCCCUUCUGUUCUCUGCCUGUGGCCGGGGCGGCUCCAAGCACCAGCGCAGCAAGCGUGUGCCUGGGGCCGCAAGCCGCGGGGGGCGGUGUGCCGGUUGCCAUGAGGGCGGCAAUCAGGCAGCCUUCGGCGGCAUGCCUGCAGGAGGUCCACUGGUCCUGCGGCUUCGGUGGCAAUUCGGCAGUGGGUACGCCUAAGGUGCAGGACCGGCAUAUCACCCGCAGAAACGCCGCCGAAUCCGGGUGAUCCGUGGACCGCCUGCAGGUGUGCCGCUGAAGGCUGCCUGACUGCCAUGCUUGGGGCGGCAAAAAACAUAGAACUGCCCCUGCCUAUGGCACAUAAUAGUCUAAUCUCCUGUGACCGUAAUGCUUCGGUCUAAUUUUGGUUGUUGGCUUUAGUGUGUGGGUACUGGGUGGUAUUGAUGGCCUGUGAUGUACAGGAGUUCAGACUGGAACUGGUGGUCCCGCUGGCCUUAAACUCUAUGACUCUUUCUGGGGUGUCACUAUAGAAACUGGCUCCAACCCCAGUCCCAUUAAAUUUAAUAGAAGUUUUGCCAUUGAUGGCAGGGUUAGUCCUGUAAUUUGAAAGUCCAUAACUCCAUCAACAGUGAGGAAACAUGGUUAAAAAGGGGAAAUUGCCAUUGGAUGAUUAUAAGCAGGAUUUUGACACAACAGAACUAAGCUACUUUGACCAAAAGCUGAGCUUUUUUGUUUGUUUGUUUUUGCAUUUUUUGCCUCUUUAAAUGUGAAAUUAGCAUUGGCAAAGCCGUUAUUAGUUCUUGGAGCUUGUACAUUAUAUGUGAAUGCAGGUGGGGAAAAUCUGUAAAUAUAAAAAUAGUAUGAAAGUGGUAACAGGCUAUAGAGUGUUACACCUAGGUCAUGCAAUUCUGGAAUAUAGUAAAUGAUUCUUAUAGAAUUAAUGCUUUAGUUAAAUAUAUAAAAGUCGAAACAAUGUGCAGAAAAAAAAGUUUGAAAAUGCACAGUAUUUUUACAGGGUUUUUUAAAGUCAUGGUACAAAUUAGUUUUUCAUUAUACUGGUACGCUUUGCUGAAGAAUUGAUAUACUACUUAUGCUUGUACUGUAUAUGUUUCUACUGUAAGGAAAUUGAAAUUUGCACAAAUAAAAUUUUGCUUUG